AUGAUUACAACCGAAAGACUAAAGAAAGACGAUGAGGAAUCGAUCACUUCCGAGGUUAACGUAGAAGAUGAAGAACAUAUUAAUCCACGAAAUAAUUAUUCGGAAUCAUUUCUGGAGGAUGGACAUGGGAUCGUAUUUGGAUCGCAGGAACAAAAACUUAUAUAUGAUGGAUUAUUAUUAAAAUAUCUAAACGGUGAAAUCAAAUCUCUAAAUGAAGUGUGUCGGCUUGUAAAAGAUCAAUUAGGACUUGAAAUUUCGGCUCCUACUCUGUCACGACGCUUGAGACAUAUUAAUAGAAAUGCUGAAUCAAAUGACGAACAGGAAAGGAAGAGAAAGAUGGGCGUGUUGAAAGGUUUUACGAUAAUGCAGCGUGCCUUGUCGAGUCGUUACAAUGCUUCUUUGCUGACAGUGAUGGAUGACAAAACAAAAGAAAUCCGGCAGUAUGCGUAUAUGAAAAGUUCCGUGGAUGGUCGCAAAGAGUAUUACCGAUGCAACAGAUGUUUGCGAGCGAAACGAAGAAGUGGACCUGGAGCCCAGGCAUCUAUAAUAGUUUACGAUGGUGAAAUAAUUGGCGAUAAACCGCCAGAACAUCACGUUGAUUGUGAACCAGUACCGUAUGAAGAAAUCGCUUCAAUAACUAGUCAACGCGAAAGUCGGGCAUACGAAAGGGAAGAGAACGAACAAGUGCGCCAAGUAUUGAGGAACAGACAACUGCUCUUAAAGCAGACGGAACCGUUAGAACCGCCUCAACUUUCACCGAUGGUAGAGGGUGAUGAGUUGGCAGAAUUUGAUGACGAAUCAACUGGCGCCGGAUUUGUUGAGCCUCAGAGACAAACAGUCGAAGAUAAGAAAAAACGGAUGGAACGAAUUUUAUCCGCCGUUUUGCUUCUUCUUGAUGAACUUGAUGGAGAAAAUUUGCUAACAGUUAUUGAAGAGGCACAGUUUCGUGUUGCAGAAUUACCUAGAAGGUCAUUAUUGAGGUGA
This is a messenger RNA of Loa loa (African eye worm), 984 nucleotides long. RefSeq lists its product as hypothetical. The coding region runs from base 1 to 984 and encodes 327 amino acids. The record is from RefSeq and is a predicted model, not a curated record. The transcript has 7 exons. NCBI's taxonomy places the organism in Eukaryota, Metazoa, Nematoda, Chromadorea, Rhabditida, Onchocercidae.